Messenger RNA from Oryza brachyantha (malo sina), 1509 nucleotides. RefSeq lists its product as uncharacterized. Lineage: Eukaryota; Viridiplantae; Streptophyta; Magnoliopsida; Poales; Poaceae. The transcript has a single exon. The coding region runs from base 1 to 852 and encodes 283 amino acids. The record is from RefSeq and is a predicted model, not a curated record.
AUGUGUCCAUGUCCAGUCCUUUGUGGUUUUGCAACAUGUGGCCACCUGCGUCCUAGUUCGCCACUUGGGCCAAAAACGUCACCUUUUCUCCGUUUCGCCUUACCGGGAAGCAGUGAUGGCGCCGGUGCAUGCCAUGACCACUUCUUGACCGGAUUGUUAACAAGGGCUCUUGUUGUUAUUGUCCCUCAAUUGGACAGGCUUCAGCAGCGGCGGCAUGAGGCGCUGACCGGGCGGCGGCGUGGUGGCGGAGGGAUGUCGUCGCGGCGGGACGGGCGGUUCCGGCUCGCCGGCGGCAGCGAGGAGGAAUGCCCGGCGGCCGCGGCGGUGGUGGACCAGGCGGCCUGCACGGCGCAGUCGUGCCGGUCGUGCGUGGCGGUGUCGCUGGCGGACUGCAUCGCGCUCGGGUGCUGCCCCUGCGCGGUGGUGAGCCUGCUGGGUCUGGCGUUCGUCAAGCUCCCCCUGGCGGUGGCCCGCCGCUGCGUGCGCCGACUGCGGCGGCGGCAGGGGAGGCUGCGGCAGAAGAAGCGGGUGCGUGACCUGGACCCCGCUCCGGGCGCCACCAAGCGCGCCGCGGCAGCGGCGGCGGCGGCGGCGGGUGGAGUUCACCAGGAACAGCUCCCUGGCGCGGCGGCCACGUCGAAAGGCGAGCUCGACGCCGACGUGGUGGCCGCCGCCGCUGCGUCCCCCGGCAGCGACGUGUCGGAGAGCGACGCCGACGCUGAGAAGGUGUGGCUGGAGCUGUACCAGGUGGGGCGCUGGGGCUUCGGCCGCCUGUCGGUCUCGUCGGCGAACCCGCCCGUCAGGCUGGCCUACGUGGCCACCGGCCACAGCGCCGACGUUGACGGCUCGUGACCGUCCAGAGUCGACACCAUUGCCGGGGCCGUACCGUCCAUUCGACGCAUUUGCUCGAUCUUCCCGUGCGAUUUGUCGCCGCUCGGCGGCAACACAAGUACAACCUGUGGUCUGUAUGCCAUGUCACGGUGCCAUGGUCCAAGCCUCCAAGGAGGAAAUUGGUCGGCGACGUUUGGGAGAACGGCACGUUCAAGAAGAAACACUCAUGUGCCGUUCUCUCCUUCGGCUUCAACUACAACAGUUUCAUCGCAAAACUGGCGUUCGUCAGACUGUUUCUCUCUUCUCGAUCCUUCUUCUUCAUUUCUUUUUUUUGAAGGAAUCCUUAUUCCAUUUUGGUAUUCAGGGAGCUCGAAGUGUACUCACAAGUGUACAUACUUUGUGCCGUCGAGUUCCUGCAAAGCGUAAUGUCGUAUUCGGUGAUCGCUCUGUACAUACCAUUUCUUAGAUAAAUUUAUCUGCGUGAUGGCAUUGUGCUCCAACUAAUGGAUGUCAGUUCUGUAUGUUGUUUUGCUCUGCGUGUCAGCGCCUGCACUGCUCGGCACCGACGCGUCCUGCGUCCUGCGGCUCCUGUCUGCGCCUGCACUGCGCAUUGCAGGUAUUUGCAGAUGUCAAAUACUAGUAGAAGUACCGCAUCCAUCGAAUAUGAAUGUACUUCCU